Messenger RNA from Tarenaya hassleriana, 2223 nucleotides. Its product is annotated as protein ECERIFERUM 1-like. Bases 183 to 2069 code for a protein of 628 amino acids. The record is from RefSeq and is a predicted model, not a curated record. NCBI's taxonomy places the organism in Eukaryota, Viridiplantae, Streptophyta, Magnoliopsida, Brassicales, Cleomaceae. Gene Ontology annotation, molecular function: iron ion binding; oxidoreductase activity. Gene Ontology annotation, biological process: lipid biosynthetic process. The transcript has 10 exons.
GAAGGAAGACACGUGGGCUGGGGAGUUAGUUGUUAAGUAGGGGUAGUUUAGUCAUUCGAUGCGCAGAAUAGUAUGACCCCCUCUCUCGCUCUACAUAUACAAAGCGAAGCUGCGAAAGCGGAACGCAUACAGAGGGCAGUGCAACACAGACAGAGGAGAGGGGGGAGAGAGAGCUUGUUUCAAUGGCUACGAAACCAGGAAUCCUCACAGAUUGGCCAUGGACCCCCCUCGGCAGAUACAAGUUUGUGAUACUGGCGCCAUGGGCGGUGCACAGCACAUACAAGCUGAUGAAAGGGGGGGAGGAGGAAAGGGAUUGGGGUUACUUCCUCAUAUUCCCAUACUUGCUCCUACGAAUGCUCCAUAACCUCGUUUGGAUCUCUCUCUCUCGUUACGUCACCGCCAGAGGCAAGAGGCGUAUCCUCGACAAGGGCAUCGACUUCAACCAGGUCGAUAGAGAGACCAACUGGGACGACCAAAUAUUGUUCAAUGGAGUGUUGUUCUACGUCGGGUACAUAUUAAUGGAGGGGGCGAAGCAAAUGCCGCUGUGGAGGACGGACGGAGCGGUGAUGACGGCUCUGCUUCACGCAGGACCGGUCGAGCUUUUGUAUUAUUGGCUCCACAGAGCUCUCCACCACCAUUUCCUCUACUCUCGUUACCAUUCUCACCACCACUCCUCCAUUGUUACCGAACCCAUCACCUCGGUGAUACAUCCGUUUGCGGAGCACAUAGCCUACUUUGUGUUGUUCGCGAUCCCGAUGAUAACGACGGUGGUGAAGAGGACGGCGUCGAUCGGAUCGAUCGCAGGGUACAUAUUCUACAUAGACUUCAUGAACAACAUGGGCCACUGCAACUUCGAGCUCUUCCCCAAACGCCUCUUCCUUCUCUUCCCUCCCCUCAAGCUCCUCUGCUACACUCCCUCAUUCCACUCGCUGCACCACACGCAGUUCCGGACAAACUACUCGCUUUUCAUGCCCUUUUACGACUACAUCUACGGGACGACCGAUCAAUCGUCGGACGCGACGUACGAGAAAUCUCUGGAGAGGGGAGAAGAAAGGCCGGACGUGGUUCAUCUGACCCAUCUCACCACCCCAGAGUCCAUUUACCAUUUGCCCAUCUGCUUCGCUUCCUUCUCCUCUUACCCUUUCUCUUACAGAUGGUUCAUGCGCCUCUUGUGGCCUCUCACCUCUCUCUCGAUGCUCUUCACUCUCUUCUAUGGCCGCCCUUUCGUCUCCGAGAGGAACUCCUUCAAGAAGCUCAACUUGCAGUCCUGGGUCAUACCCAGAUACAACCUCCAGUAUUUGUUAGAAUGGAGGAAAGAAACGAUCGGCAAGAUGAUCGAGGAAGCGAUACUCGAGGCAGAUAGGAAAGGAGUGAAGGUGUUGAGUCUUGGGCUCAUGAACCAAGGGGAGGAGCUAAACAAGAAUGGAAAGGAGUACAUAGAGAAGCACCCGGAGUUGAGAGUGAGAGUGGUGGAUGGGAGCAGCUUGGCGGCUGCUGUCGUGAUCAAUAGCAUUCCAAAAGGGACGACCGAUGUUGUCAUGAGAGGCUCUCUCACAAAGGUGGCUUAUGCCAUCGCCUCUGCUCUCUGCCGAAGGGGCAUUCAGGUCACAGCGCUGCGUAGAAACGAGUACGAGAGACUUACGUUGUGUGUCCCAGCGGAGUGCAAAGGCCGUCUGCUCUAUUCAACCUCUAAAACCCUACCUUCUCACAAGAUAUGGUUGGUAGGAGAAGGGAUGGAUGAGAGGGACCAGGAAAGGGCGACGGAGGGUACAGUAUUCAUCCCUUUUUCACCAUUCCCUCCCAAGGAGUUGCGCAAAGAUUGCAUUUACCAUACAACACCCGCCUUGACAGUCCCCAAAUCUCUGGAGAACUUCCACUCCUGCGAGAACUGGUUACCGAGGAAGGCAAUAAGCGCAACAAGAGCAGCCGGAAUACUGCAUGCAUUGGAAGGAUGGGAGACGCAUGAGCAUGGCUCCACUCUCCUCCAUGACUUGGACUUCAUAUGGGAUGCCUGUCUUGGCCAUGGCUUCCGUCCUCUCCCUUUUCCACCCAUUUCAAACCAAGUUUGAAUAUAUAUAUGGAGGGGAAAAGCUAUAAUUAGUUAUACCCCGUGUGAUGGCCACAUAUAUAACUCUAAUGAUUCAGACGUAUUUCAUAAGUGUGCUGAACUUUUCUAUGAUUGUUGUAACAAUUGAUCAAUAUAUAUGCGCUAUUUCGUAUGUU